Messenger RNA from Pyricularia pennisetigena, 141 nucleotides. RefSeq lists its product as uncharacterized. The record is from RefSeq and is a predicted model, not a curated record. NCBI's taxonomy places the organism in Eukaryota, Fungi, Ascomycota, Sordariomycetes, Magnaporthales, Pyriculariaceae. Bases 1 to 141 code for a protein of 46 amino acids. The transcript has a single exon.
AUGGAAGCGGGGCGAGUCGAGGGACGGGGCGAAAGUGAAAAGCAGACAGAUGGACGGUCCCUGCGUUUGUGCGUGAUUGUACUUCUUGACACUGAAAAUGGUAUGGGUCUGACGGUCUACGGAGCCUGUGGGGAAAGCUGA